UUAUUGGAGUAUAAAUAGCUCUUAGUUCCACUGCUUUGGCAAAAGACGGGCAGUGAUUCGAAUUUCAGUGUUUUGAUAUGGAACAAAAAGCCUUCAAACGUCCCUUUGUUAACUUGUUUUAUGUCUUUUUCCUGAGUCACCUGGUGUUUUGUCAACUUGAUUAUAGAUUCUAUGACAGUACUUGUCCCAGUCUCACAAGGAUUGUUAGAUAUGGUGUUUGGUCAGCCAUUGCUAACGAUACUCGGAUGGCGGCCUCUCUUGUUCGACUUCACUUCCAUGAUUGUUUUGUUAACGGAUGUGAUGCUUCAAUCUUACUUGAUGAUAUUGACUCAACAUUUGUGGGGGAAAAAACAGCAAGGUCUAAUCAAAACUCAGUAAGAGGCUAUGAGGUUAUUGACAAAAUUAAGGCUAAUGUUGAGAAAGCUUGCCCAUCAACUGUUUCUUGCACUGAUAUAUUAACUCUUGCAGCAAGAGAAGCUGCUAAUAUUGCAGGGGCAACGUAUUGGAUGGUACCGUUGGGUCGCCGAGACGGCCGAACAGCGAAUAAGACCGCAGCUAAUGAACUCCCAUCACCUUUUGAGUCCUUAGAUAACAUAAUUGCGAAGUUCAAUGCAAAGGGUCUUGAUACAAAGGAUGUGGUUGUUCUAUCAGGUGCUCACACCAUUGGCUUUGCUCAAUGUUUCACUUUCAAACAAAGGCUAUCCAACUUUGGUGGGUCAGGCAAGCCAGACCCAGAUCUUGAAGCAUCACUUCUCAAAGGCCUUCAAACUGUGUGUCCGGAUCAAGUAGAUUCAGACACCACUUUAGUUCCUUUAGACUCUGUUACAACUAACAGAUUCGACAACAGCUACUACAGAAACCUUGUCAACAGUUCUGGUCUUUUGCAGUCAGACCAUGUUCUGAGUACAGAUAAUAGAACUGCUUCAAUGGUGCUUAGCUACAGCAGAUACCCUUAUCUGUUUUUAAAAGAUUUUGGAGCAUCAAUGGUGAAGAUGGCCAACAUUGGUGUUCUAACGGGACAAGAUGGGGAGAUAAGGAAGAACUGCAAAGUAGUCAACUAGAUGCCUAAGACCUUGUUUUCUUUAAGGCAGCAAAUGAAGGGUUCUGCUUGGUUUGAAUGACAUAUUUGUAGGUUUCUAAAUGUGAACCACUGCAUGUAAAAAUAUAAGUUUGUAAAAAUGUGGUGAGUGCAUUUCGUGAUGUAAUUAUGGGGACCUUUCAAGGUCUAGUCUCAUCACCUCUGUUCAAAGCAAAUGGAAAUAAUUUGCAA
Messenger RNA from Gossypium arboreum, 1270 nucleotides. RefSeq names its product peroxidase 10-like. NCBI's taxonomy places the organism in Eukaryota, Viridiplantae, Streptophyta, Magnoliopsida, Malvales, Malvaceae. Gene Ontology annotation, molecular function: peroxidase activity; heme binding. The transcript has 4 exons. Bases 78 to 1061 code for a protein of 327 amino acids. The record is from RefSeq and is a predicted model, not a curated record. Gene Ontology annotation, biological process: response to oxidative stress; hydrogen peroxide catabolic process.